Messenger RNA from Phalacrocorax carbo (great cormorant), 1334 nucleotides. The record is from RefSeq and is a predicted model, not a curated record. NCBI's taxonomy places the organism in Eukaryota, Metazoa, Chordata, Aves, Suliformes, Phalacrocoracidae.
UCCGCCAGCUGUAGGCGCGAAGGAAAGAGGGAGGGAGAGCCGGGCUGGAGCCCAGGCAGGGCUGGGACAGCGCUUCUCGUUUCUCCUCCCGCGGGCCUCCCGCUCCCUCUCCUCCCGCACCUCUCCCGCGGGGAGGGUCGCGUUUCCUUCUUCGUCUUCCGGCCGCUGGAGCCGCGGGCGCCGGUGUAACGCCGGUGUAACGCCCGGGCGCGUCCCGGCCGCCACGGCCCGCCGCUCCUCCUGCACACCCAGGGGAGCGCGGCUUUCCUCUGCAGUGCUCUCCUUUCCUACAGCUGGUGGUUCUAAGGUGUGUGCGUGCUUCAGACACCUUGCAUCCGGGUCGUUGUCCCUUCAGUAGCUUGCCGAGAGGCCCCUGAACAGAGUGUCAUGUAACAACUUAAAAUUUUCAUGUGAAAACAGAAAAUGGCUUCAAGAGGAACAACAGAGACCAGUAAACUAAAACAAAACUUGGAAGAGCAGUUGGAUAGAUUAAUGCAGCAGCUUCAGGAUCUGGAGGAAUGCAGAGAGGAGCUAGAUGCAGAUGAGUAUGAAGAGACCAAAAAAGAAACUCUAGAACAGCUGAGUGAGAUCAAUGACUCCUUGAAGAAGAUUAUGUCUGGAGAUAUGACUUUGGUGGACGAGCUCAGUGGGAUGCAACUGGCAAUACAAGCAGCCAUCAGCCAAGCGUUUAAAACUCCUGAAGUAAUUAGAAUGUUUGCAAAGAAACAACCAAGGCAAUUGAGGACAAGGUUGGCAGAGAUGGACCGAGACUUAAUGGUUGGGAAGCUGGGACGAGACCUGUACACACAGCAGAAACUGGAAAUCCUGACUGCGCUCAGAAAGCUUGGUGAGAAGCUCACUCCAGAUGAUGAGGUGUUCUUGUCAGCAAAUGCUGGUACAGCCCUGAGCCAGUUUGAGAGAGUCUCCACUGACCUCGGAUCAGGAGACAAAGUCUUUGCUCUAGCAAGUUUUGAAGUAGAAAAGGCAAAGCAAUGAAGAGGUGCGUGAGGCUUGUGUCUCUCCAGUUAUCAGCAGCAUUGGACUUCUGUCAUAUUGCAUUUGUUUUUUCUAUUUUUAACAUGUUGGAGAAAAGCAAAACAAACAAAAAAACCAAACGCUAAACCUCUUGGGUUCUUAACCAGAAGAUAUGAAGUCAACAGCCUUAAGUGCACUUUGGAACCUUGGUGUCUGUACCCCUUAGUAAGCUCUGAGGCUGAAUACUAAGCGGUACUCUAAAAACAAAAGCAUGGUAUGCCUGUCUUUGGAAAGAAUCGGCUAUUUUGAACUUUUCUGAAUGUGUAUUUCUCUAACUAUUAAAACAUAAUCUUUUUGCA